AUGGCUCGAGCGCAAAGCCACCCGAUUCUGGCUCAGUUGCGAAGCGCUAGAACACUGCCCGAGCAGACCGACGCCUUGAGAGCUCUCAAGAAUGAAAUUAUCGGCCAUUUACAAAGAAAAGAGCAAUGGGUUGGCUUGGGUGUUCUUGAUCCUAUUGUCAGAACAUUGGCCUCGGCCAGGUCACCAGCGAAGCCAAAUGGGAAGGACUCUCGAUAUCCUCUACCACAGAGGCCGUUAUCGGAAGAUGAGAAUGUGAGGUUACAGGCGCUUCAACUGGUGGCGAGCUUUGCGAACGGAGGACCUGCUUUCCUUGCGCCCCUCCAUGCGGCACGCGCAAUUCCCUCCCUCAUGGCCAACGUAUCGCCGUUCACCAACGCACCGCAACUCGUCGUCGCAGCCCUCAAGGCAUUGACCGAUAUAGCUGAUGCUUCCGCCCUGGCGGCCCCAUCUUCGCCCAUCAAUGCCGAAUCUCUAGCGGAUACCGUAUUCUCUGCCCAAUAUCUCGAUUCGUUCGGGGCAAUGCUUUCUAACACUUCUACGAAUAUCCUCCUACAAUCGCAAGUUUCGCUCGCAGCAGGCUUGAUAUCUCGGCUUUGCCGUGAAGAGCGUCAUCAACAAGCUUUGGCAACAUCCGGAGUAUUAGAUGCCCUAGCAACCCGUUUAGCAAGCGUUGCGGUGCUUCGUGGAGAGGUUGUUCCAGGGGCUGAUGCUUCAGCAAAGAAGGAUGGGCUCUUUGAGGCUUUCCCCGAGCCGGCGCCUCAAACGUUAAGAUUGGAUUCGAUACUUGAGGCUAUCGGUGCUAUUCUGGGAGAUUCAAAAUAUCGGGCAAAUAGACUGGCAAAUUCUCCUUCUAUUCUCGCUGUAUUCCCACCGCUCAAAUUUGAGCCUGCAGGAAACCCGGAAGUCGAGCAAACAGGCCCUAACAGUACACGCCAACAUCCAGUGACUGCGAUGGAGUAUAUGCUUCCGAUUAACUUACCCCGAAGCCAAUCUUCAUCCCCUUACGGCUCCGUACCACCAGGUGGCUCUUCGGAUUCGCAAUCAUCUAGUCGAUCUUCUCUGAACAAGUUCAGCUCGUCUGCUCUAUGGGAUUCGCCUCGAUUUCAAACCACGGGCUCGAGUCCUGGAGAUACUGAGGAGAUUGAGAGCCCCUUUAUUCCCUGGCUGGUCCGGCUCGUGAGGCGCUCAGGUGAAUAUGAGCGCCUCCUUGCCUCUGCCCUUCUUGCCUCACUUAUCAAAGGUGGAGUAACAAGCAAAGGGCUGAGAGAAGCGAGCCUGGGACUUCUCGUGGUACCGCUUCUCGUCCGCAUGAUAGCAAAAAAUGACAAAGACGUCUCAGAUGUCAAUGAGGUCGACAAUGCGGUCAAACGCACUAUUCUGGAGCGCGCACCAGUGGUUUUGGCACGCAUGAUUACAGAUAGCGAGUAUCUCCAGAAGGCAGCCUACGAAUGUGAAGCCGUGCCUGUGUUGAGUCGGCUUCUCAAACACGCCUACACUCCUGUAAAGGAAGGCACGCGGUCCCAUUACUGGUCACCUCAUGCAGAUGUCGAUAUGGAGGUUGAGAACAACUCCCCAGUAGCCCAACUUGGUCAGGAGGGUCAGAAUGAGCUCCUGGUUCACCGACUCAAAGUGCGCGAAAGCACAUUGAAGGCCAUCGCAGGGCUCGCAGGGGGUAAAGAAGACUACAGAAAAGCAUUCGUGGCCGAAGAUGUGGUUUCCUACGUUGUCGAGUCCCUUUCGGAGUAUCCCAGAAGACCGCAGAGUGCAAAGGAGCGAGGCUCAGAAAAGCCAAGCGCUGAGACUACCAGAAAGGGGGAAACGGCAGGAUAUGGCGCCAACCCUGCUUCCGUGAUCGUUGCCGGAUGUCAUGUUGUUCGAAUGCUUUCGAGAUCAGUCAAUAUUCUGCGAACAUCCUUGGUUGACCACGGAGUUGCGCUGCCCAUCUUCCGCUUCAUGAAGCAUCCGGACGUCAAUGUUCAAAUCGCUGCUACUUCGGCUAUCUGCAACCUGGUCCUGGACGUCAGCCCAGUGCGAGAGCUUCUUGCCGAGAAUGGUGUUGUCACUGUUCUUUGCGAGCACGCCCACUCACAAAACCCGGCUCUUCGCUUGAACGGAUUGUGGGCGCUCAAACACUUUGUAGAUGCCGUUGGACCCGACCUGAAGAAAGCAUGCCUAGCUGAGCUUGGAUCUCACUGGCUACAGCAGUUGGUUUGCGACGAUACGGAAGACAUGGCCUUACAGCUGGCGAAGGAACGGGAAGCGUCGGGACUAGAUAUGGACGACGAUGUGGAUAUGCAACCAUCAGACGAGCCCCAUCGGUGGAUUUACGGAUCAAACGGAAUGCUUCGAGAACUCAACGCAGCCGACUCUUCAAGGCUGAGACAAGUUGAAGACAAGCUCGCAGCGGUGCGAGAAUCCGAAUUAAACCCGGUCCGGAGAGCACGGAAUGACGAUGUAGCGAUCCAGGAACAAGGGCUGGACAUGAUUCGGAACCUGAUUGGAAGGCCUCGAAGUGGUCUGUCACCAGAGACAACGAAUGAGACAACGGAGAUGAUCGACUUUUUGCUGCAUGAAUUCGGAAGCGAACGAUUAUUCGAGAUACUAUCAUCCAAACUGCGACCCAAGGUGCAUCGACCUUUUUCCCGUCGAGUUACGAGUGGCCGAGAGCCCAGGAUGUUCCACCCACAGAGCAAGAUUAUUGUGGCCGUUAUAUACGUCCUAACGCAUAUCGCGGCCAGCAUCUCACGACAUCAGCAAAUGAUCAUCGCACAAACAGAUCUUAUGAAACUUCUGGCGCAGCAGGCCAACAACAAAGAUCGAGAAGUCCGGGUAGCGCUAUGUCACUUCAUCAUCAAUCUGACUUAUAAGGAUGACGAUGGUGAGGCUCAAGCUUGUGCCAUCAGGGCGCGCGAGUUACAAAGGCUUGGGUUUCACUCCAAAAUGGAGGCUCUUACAAAGCAAGAUGGAGAUUUGGAUGUGCGGGAGCGAGCAAAAACAGCAGCGUAUCAGAUGGAGCACGCGGGAUACUGA
This is a messenger RNA of Fusarium subglutinans, 3030 nucleotides long. RefSeq lists its product as uncharacterized. The transcript has 3 exons. Bases 1 to 3030 code for a protein of 1009 amino acids. NCBI's taxonomy places the organism in Eukaryota, Fungi, Ascomycota, Sordariomycetes, Hypocreales, Nectriaceae. The record is from RefSeq and is a predicted model, not a curated record. Gene Ontology annotation, biological process: proteasome-mediated ubiquitin-dependent protein catabolic process. Gene Ontology annotation, cellular component: GID complex.